UUUUUUCAUUGCAGGGUGUGAUAUCGGUAGUAGAUUAAGAAUGUCUACUUGGUGCUAAAUUUAUUAUUAUUUAUUCAUUAAAUUUAUACAUUUUGUCUGUAAGUUCAUUAUCUCGAUACAAUGUCGAAGGAGAAAGAAAAAUACAAGUCUGUCUUUAACAUAUCUGUUGUUGGAUUAUCUGGAAGCGAAACGUUCAAAGGAUCAAGUGGGGUUGGAAAAUCAUGUCUCUGUAAUAGAUUUGUUCGUCCACUGGCCGAUGAUUAUUACCCGGAACAUACAUCCGCUCUAAGCCAAUCAGAUUUUGCAGGGAGAGUUGUCAGUAAUGAUCAUUUUUUAUACUGGGGAGAGGCAAUAAAAACAGAUGAUAAUGGCCUUGAAUAUAAAUUCAAUGUCGUUGAACAAACUGAAUUUAUUGAUGACCAAUCAUAUCAACCACAUAGAUCAUCUUCAAAUCAAAACUAUGUAAAAAGAUGUGCUUCAGUAAAACUUACAUCUGCUGAAAAAUUGAUGUAUAUUUGCAUUGAUCAACUUGGCAUUGAAUCAGAUUUUGAGCAAAAACCAAUGCCCGAAGGAAAAUUAACAAUUGAUGGAUUUCUACUUUGUUUCGACGUCAGUCACGUAACGAACAGAACAAUUGAUGAUCAGGUGAAAUUCAUUCAGAACUGCUAUCAUUACCUGUCUAAAACCAAGAAACCGAUAGUAUUGGUGCUGACAAAAUGUGACGAGCGUGUGGAACCGUAUGCGAAAGAGGCAGAGAAAUUUGCAAGUUCUCCUGGUGGAAAGAAGGGAUGGAUACCUAUCGUAGAAACUUCUGCUGAGGAAAAUAUAAAUGUGGAACUUGCUUUUAUGGUUCUGGCUCAAAUGAUUGAUAAAGCAAGGUCAAAGACAAAGAAUGUUUCAUAUGAAGAUGCAUCAAAGGUACGACAAGAUAUCUUAGGUCAGGCAUCAGAAGAUUUGAAAAAACUGCUUUCGGAGGUCGUGAAAUCAUAUCAUGAGAAUUGGGGAACUGCCAGGAAAAAUUUGGAAGAUAAGCCAGCAUAUAAAAGAUAUGUAGAACUUCUGGGUAAAAACUUUGCAUCAAAAAUUUUCCGCAAACACGUCAAUAGACUGCGAGAUGAAUACAGAAUGUCAAUGCAAAACGAUUAUUUGAGAUAUUUGUCGAGAGCUUUUCGUAUGAUUCUACCAGAUCUAUCAUUACUCGGUGCUACAUGGCAGGAUACAAUCUCCAUUAUGACAAAACAACCCACUUUUAACAGCUGGUUUAUACAACUGGAAGGUAGCGCUACACCAUGGUAUGAAAAUGAUCAUGUAAAUUCACUGGAAGAUAGAAGAAUACCUUUAGAAUUAUUGCGAACAGUGGACGCAGAGAAUGCAUAUCUUAAUCAUAGAAGAGAAUUGGAAUUGAAACAACACAGGCAUGACAUGAAACUUGCUUUCAAAGAAACAUUGCUAAAAUCUCCACAGGUGACUCCAGGAUGUGAGUGGGGCGAUGUUGUUCGAUAUUUCAGGCAAUAUGAUUUCAUUAGCGAAUUAACAGAAGCUGAAGUUUCAACUAUUUAUGAGCAAUUCCAGGCUGAUAUCACAACGAAAGCAAAAUUGGAUUUCCAAGAACUUCUUUAUGAAAAAGCUGAAGUUUUUGUUGGAGCAACACACAUGGGUAUUCAUGAUGCACUGGGAAUUGACAAAAGAUACAUUGCAAUGGACAGACUUCUAAAAGAUCGGGAUGAUAUUUUGAACAGACAUAUCUCUAGCAUGUUGUAUCCUAAUCAAGAUGAAUGGGGACAUAGAUGUUUAGAGCGUCUCGUCUCUCAAAUUAAGAAGACAAAACCAAGAGACAAGCCAUUGCCAAGCAGCAAAUGGCAAUUGAAACCUGAUUCAAAAACAUUGAACGUUGUGUUGCUUGGUGCUGAUGGAUUAUCAAGAGAAUUAGCUAACGAAAUUACGGUUCAAUCAUCAGAGGAUGCCUAUACAUUGGAUGGAUGUAUUCACAGCCUUAGAUUGAGAUGUAUCGACGGCGACGUCCGUAGCCCGAGAAAUUCUUUCAAAACGUCUGAGUUUUCACCACAUGGAUGUAUUGCUGUGUAUUCCUCUCUAGAAUCUCUACAAUAUGUCCAAAAAAGUCUUGAACAGACAGUGAUGCAGCCAUCUGAUGGAUCUUUAUUGAUUUCGCCACCUUUUCAAGGUCUUCCCGUGUCUAUCCUACUUGCUAGUCAGGCUGGAUCAAACCAAGAGGUCACUAAACUUCGCAGCGAAGGUGAAAACCUAGCGGCAGUCCUUGGAUGUCCUUUUAUCGAUGUAAUGGAACCAGAAUACGCUUACAAUCGUAGAUUUCAUGAGUCUCAAAUCAGACGAGCCAUGAGAUCAUUAAUCAACGGAAUCAAAGAGCGAGCAGGAAGCAGCAGAAAUUCCAGGACCGUCAUAGAAAUAUGUGAAGACAAUAUUGAUCCUGAUAUAAGAAUUGUAGCUUGUACAAUGGCUGAUGACCGUACCGGUGCUGACAUUGCCCUUUUACCUUUGCUAAAUCAUUCUUCGUGCAAAAUCAUGCCGCCUAACGAAGAAGAUAAAGACAAAGAUGCGUCUUCAACUGCUAGCGAUGAUCGAGAAGACGCAAUCGAAGUUGGAGAUUCCCUCGUCGUCGAAACGUAUCUCGGAAAUCAACGUCGUAGGAUCCAUAUUACAAUGACUUCCUACCAGAGUGCAAGACAUCUUUUAAACAGAAGACAAACUGUGCAUGGAUUUUUACUGCUGUUUGAUACAGGAAGACCGGCUUCGUUUUCUGUUAUGAAGGUUUUUGCCGAAUACACUGUCAGUGCCUAUCCAAUCCAAAUAGUAUGUAUGUCAUCCAAAUCGAAAGAUUCGUUUUCGAGCAGUUUUUUUCGCGACCAAGAAACUCAAAAAAUUGUCAUUGAGGCCAACAAACUUGCUGAUAAGUUACAGGCAAGGUUCAUGACUGUUUCACCAAAUCAUAACAAGCAAACUGAAGUUUAUACCACUUUUUUUAAAGAUGCUUGGGAGCAUAAGGAUCAAACUGAAGCUAUAAAUAGCAUUGCAAGAGCAGUCGCAGAAGGAGGAAACUCUACUGAAAUGGACGAUGAUUGUGGAUUAGAACUAGCCAUGGAUUUGUCGAAAUCUACAAAUACGGAUGAAAAUUCUCAUUCUCGACCGAUCACACCGGACAAAUCUUUCAAUGUCAACGGUGUUCCGGCUACAUCAAGCACUGAAUCUUUGCCAAUGUUGAGGCCGUCUGCUGCUCAAAUAUGGAUCGAUCGUGUCAUCACCUGCGAGUGAGUCAGUUUACCUGUACCAAUGCCUCGCAACACUCCCGUGUCACCUGCAACCGAAUCUGAAUCUAGUUGGAUUGUUCCUGGAGACUACAGACCAGAGACGCCGAAUACGAGUCCAACUGCUGGGUUACUUGAUAAUGAGGAGGGUCCUGCUGUCAAUAAUUUCACAACAGACAACAAACCAUCUUCAACCUCGAGCUCACAAUCUAGCGGUUCAAUGCCUGGCAAAUUAAACCCAGAUCUUGUCAACAAGGUGGCGUCAGUGAUCCAGGGAAAACCACGGACAGGUCAAAGGGUGCUGCCUCAAUUAGAUCUUCCUACAGGACAGAAAAACGAUACAAAAGAUUCAGGCCAUCAAUCUAUUCAAUCUGCCGCAUCUCCGCACAGCCUGUCCAAAUUUUUUCAUUCCAAACACGGUGCUUCCACUAGCGCUCUCAGUAGUGUUAUUACUCGACGUCCAACACCAUACAAACAAUCGAAGAAAACUCCGCUGAAAGGUGCUGAAGAUUCAGGGGAUUCAAGCACCAAUGGAAAUCAUAGAAGUAACAGAUACUCUACUGCUGGCAUUCUAGAAUCCAAAUUGGACGUGGAACAUCACAAUGCUGGAAUGAGGCGAGGAACCAGUCAUGAACUGUUGCAUCCUGGUAUGGCAGGUUAUCGGGAGUUUACAUCAGCUUAUACUCCCAAAGAAGAAAAACUUAUGAAACAAAAAGCAAAAGACGAAGAGAAGAAACGCAAGGAUGAGGAAAAACGAAGAGAAAAGGACCAACAAAAACGAUUAAAAGAAAAAGCUCCGAAAAACGGAAUCCACGGUAAACAAACUAUCGGAGCUAUUGCUAUCGGCAAUAAUCACACAGUUUCCGAAUAUUUUAAUCAUGGACUUGACGAUAUUAUACAAGGAUUGGAUCACAUGACACCACUUUUCGUGGAAAAAUGCGUACGAUACAUUGAGCAGUUUGGAAUCUCAACUGAAGGUCUUUACAGAAUUCCAGCGAAUGCGAAAGAAAGAGAAAACAUUUUGCGGAAAUUUGACGAAGAUAAUACCAUUGAGCUUUCUUCUAUGUCAGUCACUGUGCAAACAAUAGCUGGAUGUCUGACCUGGUUUUUCAGUCACAAAAAUCUUCCAGAACCUCUCAUUCCGCACAAUCUUCAUGAAGAAUUGGAGGAAGCCAUAAACAUGCCUGAUCCAUCACUCCGAAAUUUAUCUGUUCGAGGAGUCAUAAGAAAAUUACCUAAAUCUCACUAUGCUACUUUUAAAUAUAUCUGCAAACAUUUGAACACUGUCUGUCAGCAUGAGAGUGAGAAUAAAAUGAACAGUGAAAACAUCUCGAUAUGUUGGUGGCCAACUUUAUUCAGACCAGAAUUAGACGAUAUGAAAUCGGUUUCAUUCGGACGACCUUGUUUGAAGGACGUUUUACUUACUUGCAUUGUCCAGUGUGGUUUUAUUUUUUACAACAAACCCGAAGUUUGAAUUCGAAAACUUUAUUUCAAGUAACAAUAAUAACUGUUGCUUUUUAGUUGACUUGAACGUCAACCUUGUAUUGUCGAACGCAAGAAAUCAUCUUCAGAGAUGAUUGUCUCUCGAUGAUGUCUAACCCAUUAUCCGAAUUAUAACGUUCCGAGAUUCGAAAGUAAAUUCGAUUUUGAACUAAGAUCGAGCGUUGAGAAGAGCAAAAUAGAAAAACUAUUUGUUCUUUGUAGUUCAAAGCAUGAUAUUUCCAUAUUAUGAUGUCAUAAAGCUGCUUCGCAUACAUAAUUCUUUCGACUGCUUUUAUUUUGUUUUAAUUAUUGUCCAGUAGCAACAGCAUAUUUGUUAUUGUUGUGCUGUAGGUUGAUAGCGAAACACUGUCUAAUUAAUAUUCUUAUUUUAUUUUUUGUUCAAAUCAUUCAAUUAUUGAUAUAUUGUAUUUGUUUGGAUCCUUUAUGAAGUAUGAUUUGAAGAAUUAAUCAGAACAUCAAGCAGGGAUGUCUACAGCUCAAAUUUUGUCCAUUUCAGUUUUAAAAAAGUCAUCCUUGUAAGAAAAUGCUAUUUUUUGAAGAAUUUAUUAGUUUUCUAAUUCGCAAGAAACUUUGAUUUUUAAGUAAUGUUUAGUAUUCAAAAUAAAGUCUUCUCAAUGGUAAAAAUUCAGUACAUUCUCCAAAAUCCUACACUUUGUUGAGCGCAAUUCAUAAUACAAUGAUUUUUGUUUCAAAUUCGCACAUAUCAUACUUUUUUCGCUCAAAAUUGAUGAAAUAUGUACACAAAUCAUAUUAUGUGUCUUGUUAAUAUAACUAUUGACAAAUCAAUUUUGUUGUUUGUUCAAAUUGUUUUGCAUCCCUGCUUGCAACAUGCUCGAAUUGGCGCUUAAAGUUUUCCAAUAAUUAUGCCGUGUGUACUAUUGUCGUUAAUUAAUUGACAAUAAUCUUUUUGCUUUCUUCACAGAAUUUUUUUCUGCUUGUUGAAACAUUUUUUUUUUUAUUACCUUUGUCAAUGUUCGAAAAACAAUGUGUAAAACGUUGAAAAAAUAUGGAAAUGUUAUUAUGUGAGAUGUAACAAUUCGCUUAAUUUAUUUAUAGUUUGCCAUAUGUGUUGAAACUGAAUUUCAUAGGACAUACUGUUAUGUCUGAACUUCGAUCAGGCUAAUUAACUUCUAAUUGGGAUCAGCUAGAUUCUGAGAACGCCAAAAUUAUGAAACACAUUUAAUUUGUGUAUGAAAUUUUUGCAGUUUGUUUUCUUAAGCAUGUCAAUCAAUUGGCAUUUAUGAUCUUUAUUGGAAUCGAAAUGGCUUAUACCAGGCAUGUUUUUGCAUUAUAUGAUUUCUGAAUAUCUUUUUCAUUUUAGAUUUAUGGGAGAAAAUUCAAUUUGAAACUUUCGCAAUAUUUGAAUUUGAUUCUGUGCUCAAAUUUUUGUAUCGAACUUGAUUGUCAAUUAAUCAUAACCCAAAAUCUAUUUGUAAAUUUGAUGCCCCACUUUAUUAGGGAGACAAUAUCUACCGUGCCCAUAUGCACCAUACUGACUGAUAAUGAUCUCUUUAUAAUGCAUUUGUCAGAGCAAUAGAACUAGGUAUAGUAGUAUAUAUCGUUCCCAAACUGUCUGAUGAAGUCUUUAGAAAAUUUACUAUUUUUGAUGCAGAGAAAUUCCUAAUAAUGUGACAUUCCUGCUAAGUCGUCUCAUUGUAUCAAAUAUGGUGAUCGCAAUCUGGAAGUUGUUUUCUCAUAAUGUCUAUUCUGCAAAUAUGACAAUGCUAAUGAUUGUGCUUUUUGAUUUACAGUGGUCCGUUUAUUUUACUAUUCCAAUUAAAUGAAUUAAAAUCCGAAAUUAA
Molecule: messenger RNA, 6586 nt
Organism: Styela clava
Lineage: Eukaryota; Metazoa; Chordata; Ascidiacea; Stolidobranchia; Styelidae
Source: RefSeq, a predicted model, not a curated record